This is a messenger RNA of Cylicocyclus nassatus, 1212 nucleotides long. Lineage: Eukaryota; Metazoa; Nematoda; Chromadorea; Rhabditida; Strongylidae. The record is from the annotation of a GenBank genome assembly.
AUGGAGGGGCAUGACCCGUCUACUGCCCCGGAUCCGACCAGCGAGGUCGUGCAGAUGACGCGUGACCAGUACGAGCUAUUGAUCAACCAAUUGGCAGCAGCAUCCUCAUCUCCCGUCACGGCACCCGACACUUCAGGACCCCGCCCGAGCAGCUCCUCAAGACCGUCGUUCACGAAACCUGGACUGGCACGGCAGUUCGAGUUCAACACGAAGGUUAUGGAAGCCCUGACUCCCAUCGUUGCAUUCGCUCCCGAAGAAGAAGGAAUCAGAGCCAAUCUACUGAAAGCUAUCACUCUCCUCACACAAAGGAAUGAAUUAUUAGCUGUCGCCGACACGGAUCCGGAAGUCUUUGACUUCUACGACCAGCACUCUAAAGCCGAAGCGAUGCAGGUCAGCAACCCGAUAUUAGCUGCCUUUAUACGAGAGAAAAAGAAGAAGGACGAUAAGAAGCCGGCACCGACUACAACCCGCUCGUCUAUGUGGAGGGCGCGGUUUUUGCCGUACAGGCCCUUUCGUUUUGGAGGGGCGGCACGGGCCCCCGCCCCUCAAAAUUUCCAGAUGCCCUUCCAACAGGGUCGCCCUUUCCCUCCCCGAGCCCCACAUCCGCAGGAAGAGAAUGCAGAAGGGACAGCAGUUCACAACAGUAAAAUGAGGAUGUGGAAAGCGGUAGUGUCCCAGGUGGCACGGCGGGAGAAAGAGGGCACGGCUAUGUCGUUCCGAUGGUCCCUUUCCUCUCAGGAAAGAGCUGAAAUUCAAGGGAAGCCUGCUCUGAAGCAGUGGCGACGGACGCCUUCGCAGCAGAAUCAACAAUGUGGUGGAGAAACAAUUUUAUAUGCAAAGAAGCCAAUGGUCCGCAACCGAAGACUGAUGCUGUAUCUCGCAGGAUCAAGAAGCUACUGCAGGAGGCCGGAUUGCAAAGCAGAAGGCUCACCCCACAUUCGUUCCGCGGGGGUGCAGCCACAGAAGCCAUACGCGCAGGAAAGCAUCCCGAGAACGUCAUGCGAGCAGGCAGAUGGAAGACGGCAGAAGCUUUCCAAGCCUACAUCGACCCGACGCCCUUUCGAGACUCAGGCCAUCGUGCCGCUUUCUGCUUCUCGUUUGCCUACAAUUCAGUAUUCAAUUGUAUGUAGCACUUCUGGUAAUUUUGGUAUCUCGUUUCGAGCUUAUGUGUACUCUGCAAUAAGUUUUUCUGUGGAUUUCGUUCUCACGUAG